GUAGAUUAGAUUACUAUCUUAUCUAUCUAUUCUCCCACUCUCCCUCCCACUCCCCAGCACAACAGUCACUACUAGCAGACCUUAUUGACCUUAAAAUUAAAGGUCCAUAAUCCACCAAGUUCAAAAAUAGACUCAUGACUGUCUCUAACCUUAACCGCUUUUAGGGGUCUAAAUUGUCAACUGGGUCGUUGAUUCUGGUAUUGUGCUCAGUCACAUAUUCAUAUGCUAAAUUCUACAAUAAACGUUCAAAUUCCACACCAUAAUUUUUUUUCACCACUAUUAUCCGGACGCCUAAUCUGGUUCGGUGGUCAGUUCCAGUAUCAAGUGGUUUCAACCUCUUCCGCUCGUAGUUGCGGGAGAUGGAACCGUAGUUCUCAAUACUAAGUCCCGUGUUAAUCACCGCUGAACCAACUAACGAUUUGUUCCAAACCAUAAAACCUUUGCUGCUUAGUUAUUGAUCACAGAUUUUAUUAAGUUUAUGAUCUUUUAACUGGCCCAUUUCAUUAAAUUCUUCAAAAUCCUUCUUUUUAUUAUUAUUAACAGUAAUUAAAAUUAAAAACACAUACUUACCUCAACUCCAAAAAAAAUCGACAAGACACCAUUUUAUCCUUAAUAUUUGGUCCUGACUCUUGAGUUGUAACUAUCAACUUUAUUUCUUCCCUUUUCAAUAUUUUGUUUCUGUUACUAUUACAGAUAAUAAUAACAACUUAAUUUUAACUCCUAAUGGUGCCAAAUAACUCUAUAUCAUAUAAAACAAUUAUUAUACAAUCCUUAUUUCUAGAUCUGUGUUUAAGGUAAUUGCCUUUUCGUUUUCAAUCUUCACCAAAAAAACUUGCUUUGUCACAAGAAAUUUCAAAAGUUGUCAUAUGAAGCUUGUGAUUUUUCAUCUGCUAAACCAAUUAUGUCACAUCAAAGUUGGUUUUCUUAAAGUCUUAUAAAUCAGUUUUGUGUGUUCAUUACUUACAAUUUUCUAAGAGGGAAAAAAUAGAAGAGAUAGUUUAUUGGAGAUGAAUCAUUCUGGAGCUGAAAGUGAUCAUAAAAAUACUUCAGUUGGAAUUACAAAGGAUAAGAAUGGAAUAGAACAAGUCAUUCUUCGAAACGUUCGAGGAGCUUCAGCAACGGUUAGCUUGCACGGCGGGCAAGUUCUUUCAUGGAAAACCGAACGUGGUGAAGAGUUACUAUUCACUAGUACCAAGGCAAUCUUUACUCCUCCCAAACCAGUGCGAGGAGGAAUUCCAAUCUGUUUUCCACAGUUUGGAAACCGUGGAACCCUGGAGCAACAUGGAUUUGCAAGGAAUAAGAUAUGGGUUAUUGAUCAAAAUCCUCCUCCUCUUUCCACUGAUUCCAAUGGAAAAGCUUGCAUUGACUUGCUGCUCAAACCAUCUGAAGAUGAUAUGAAGAUAUGGCCACAUAGCUUCGAGUUUCGCCUAAGGGUCCGUUUGGCAGCAGAUGGCCAUCUGAUUUUGAUAUCUCGCAUCAGGAAUGUCAAUGGCAAGCCUUUCAGUUUCUCCUUUGCAUUUCAUACAUAUUUCUCCAUCUCUGAUAUUAGUGAAGUGAGGGUAGAAGGAUUGGAAACUCUUGACUACCUCGAUAACUUAUACCAGAAGGAACGCUUCACAGAACAAGGAGACUCUUUAACAUUUGAAUCUGAGGUGGAUCGAGUUUAUCUUGAUUCUUCCAACAUGGUAGCUGUUCUAGAUCAUGAAAAGAAGCGAACAUUUGUGAUACGAAAGGAAGGUCUUCCUGAUGUUGUUGUUUGGAAUCCAUGGGAGAAAAAAUCAAAGUCAAUAGUGGAUUUUGGGGAUGAAGAGUACAAGCAAAUGCUCUGCGUGGAUGGCGCAGCAGUUGGAAAACCGAUAACCUUAAAACCGGGAGAAGAAUGGACAGGCCGGUUGGAGCUAUCUGUUGUUCCCUCUACAUGACUUCCAUGUGCAGUUUGAAAGAAAAUACUAACAAAAGUAAACAAGCAAGCAUUGCUUAUUGUUUUAGCAAAUCUUGCAGCCUAAAAAUCAUGAGCAAUAUCAAUAAGAAAAGAUGCAUGUGUUGUUUUUCAAGAUCAAGCAUUUUUCCAGUAUAUAUACAUAUAAGUGAUUCACAUAAGGUCGAUGCAGUAUGAAUAUGAAGAUUUUUCUUCUUCUUUAUGUAUGCUUUGCAUUUAAUGUAAUUAAAAUUCAAGUCAUGUACAUGAAAUUGUUGCAGUUAACUCUAAAAAAAGAGAAUCUUACAAAUA
This is a messenger RNA of Trifolium pratense (red clover), 2230 nucleotides long. RefSeq names its product putative glucose-6-phosphate 1-epimerase. The record is from RefSeq and is a predicted model, not a curated record. The transcript has 8 exons. Bases 1008 to 1922 code for a protein of 304 amino acids. Lineage: Eukaryota; Viridiplantae; Streptophyta; Magnoliopsida; Fabales; Fabaceae. Gene Ontology annotation, biological process: carbohydrate metabolic process. Gene Ontology annotation, molecular function: isomerase activity; carbohydrate binding.